UUGUAAAUCGCCACUGUUUUAACUACAUGAAGUACCUGAUGACGAGCGAGACCGGUUGAACUUGAGGUUGCCGCUGGUGUGUCUUGUUUGUGAAGCGGGGUUUUGUGAGCCCCUUUAGAUCAUCUCUUGUAUAUAAAAAUUUAUUCGGAAUGUCUGGACAAACUUUAAACGACAGAUUAACUGCUGCAAGGCAUGCUCUUGCGGGCCAAGGGCUAGCCAGGAUUGUGUGCAAAGCAACAACAGAAGAAGUAAUAGGACCAAAGAAGAAGCAUUUAGAUUAUUUGCUGCAUUGUACGAAUGAACCUAAUGUAUCAAUUCCACAGUUGGCCAAUCUUCUCAUUGAGAGGACACAGAAUACCAGUUGGGUGGUGGUUUUCAAAGCACUUAUCACAGUUCAUCAUCUCAUGUGCUAUGGUAAUGAGAGGUUCACACAGUAUUUAGCAUCUAGUAAUUGUACAUUUCAAUUAGGGGGUUUUUUGGACAAAGUUGGAGUACAAUCUUAUGAUAUGUCUACAUUUAUCAGGAGGUAUGCAAAAUACCUCAAUGAAAAAGCUGUGUCAUACCGAACAGUUGCAUUUGAUUUCUGCAAGUGCAAGAGAGGGAAAGAUGAUGGAAUGUUGAGAACAAUGAAUACAGAACAACUUUUGAAAACACUACCAGCAUUACAAACUCAACUUGACGCCUUAUUAGAAUUUGAUUGUUCAACAAAUGAUCUGACUAAUGGUGUAGUCAAUUCAUGUUUUAUGCUUCUGUUCAGGGAUUUAGUUCGAUUAUUUGCUUGUUACAAUGAUGGAAUAAUUAAUCUUUUAGGAAAGUACUUUGACAUGAAUAAAAAGCAUGCCAGAGAUGCUCUAGAUAUAUACAAAAAAUUUCUAAUUAGAAUGGAUAGAGUGGCUGAGUUUUUGAAAGUAGCAGAGAAUAUUGGAAUUGACAAAGGUGACAUUCCUGAUUUAACUAAGAUAGCACGUCGUUGUGGAAAUCUUCCUAUCUUUAUUUCUAAACAUGCACCAAGUAGUUUGCUAGAAGCAUUAGAACAGCAUUUGGCAACUCUAGAAGGAAGAAAGGGCUCCACAUCUGCAGCAUCAGCUGCUGCAAGAGCAACCAACAUACAAAAUGCUGUCACUGCUUUAACACAUACGAGCCAUGCAUUCAGCAGUGCUGGAGAAAAUUCCCCUCAAGAAGUGAAUGGUAUGAAAAUUGAUGAGAAUGCCCGAAAAGCUGUAGAGGAAGAAGCUGAAAUUAUGAAUCAGCUGAAGUUUGACAAUGAUUCUCCUCUUCUCUGGGAGCAACCUGCUUGGGAAGACUCGGAGCGUCGUCUAAAAGAAAUGUCUGCAUCUGGUGAUGUGAUAUCUCCUCCAGCUGGUUCUGUCAAGACUAAUCCUUUUCUUUCUUCACCCUCUGAACCACCUGCUUCUACAACACCUUCAGCAAAUCAGAAAAUUAUGGAUCUCUUUAAUACAUCAGCUGAACAUGUAAGCACAUCAGCAGCUAAUGGCAGUGUUACUCCGAGUGAUGAUCUGCUUUGUCUGAAUAACAAUCUCAGUAGCAAUCCCUUUGCUGAUAGUUUAUUUGGAUCACAAUCACAGACAAAACCACAGCAACAAGAACAGAAUUCAUUUGCUGCAUUUACGAAUGGUUUUGGAUCCUCCACUACUGAUGCAUUUGCAUCAGAAGCUUCUUUCGCUGCUGCUUUUGGUGACAGUCCAACUGCAGCUAACCAAGAUACUCCUGCUGAUAAUGCUGCUAAUACCCCUGCAGCUCCAGAGACAAAUACUGUGAAACUUAGUCUUCCAGUCAUGGAACCCUUUGGAGGACGUUCCACAUCACCAUCUCCAACUACAGAACUCAUGAGAGGUGCCGGCACUACACCUAUAUUGGCCAAUGCACCAGAGGGAGGCUUUGGGGAAGCAGUUGAGACUGCCGAAGAAGCCACUGCCCCUGCUGCAUCUGGAAAGGAAGAAAAACAAUCUGAUUUAGUAUGGGGUAGCACUACCUCAGAAGCACCUACUCCUGUUGCUGCAUCCUCUGCUACCACAACUUCUGCAACAGAAGAUUUUUUUGGUGCUCCUUUUGAGCCCACCCCACCAACAUCAGUUCCCACGGCAGUUGUCACUCCUUUGUCUGUUCCUCCUCAGACAGAAGCUGUUGACAAAGACUUGUUUGGCUUUGAUAAUGAAAUAUGCGAUCUGAGUGAUCAGCCCUUAUCGGCCCAACCAUGUGCUCCUCCACCUUCUCCUUUUGGUGGAUUGGACAUUGGAUUGACAUCAAUUGGGGGAACUGCUUCUCCUGAUCUUAGAACACAAGCUAUAGCAAAUGCAGUUGGUGUUGCAAUGCCUAUGCCUGCUCAGCAACAGCAAAGAAUCCCUGCAGCUUCAUCUGGUCUUGAAGACCUGAAUUUUGCCAUCAGCCAAGCAAUGCAGCCUAAACUAUCUCCUGUCCCAGCUGCUUCUCCAACUUUUUCUCCUUCCUUACCGGGGCCAAGGCCAGCAUAUGUUGGGCAACCUUUUCCUGUUGGAAUGAUGCCUGGUCUUCCUCUUGGUAGUGCUACCCCUCCAACUUCAACAUCUAUGAAUCAGUUACCUGGUGCUAUUGCCGGCACCCCAACUGGUCGGGCUUCUUCAACACCAGGUUAUGGUACUCCACCUUCUGGAAUGAGCUCUCCUGCUAAAUCAAUAUCAGGUGUUGGAGUUCCCAUGGCAGGAGGAUUUGAUGCUUUUGGAGAUACUCUUCAACCUCAUGCUACUGUUCCCAAAACAACUACAUCACAAGAAAAAACAGGUGGCUCUAGCAUAUUAAAAGGAGAUCUGGAUUCAACUUUAGUCAAUCUUGUUUCGAAUUUAGAUAUUAAUGGCCCUAAGCAAGCUCAUAAAAAGCAGAGUGGUCAUCAAUGGGGCUCGCCAAAACAACCUGUAAAAACCACAGGUCCAGCUGGAUGGACUGCACCUGCAUCAGUUGUACCUGUCAGUGGAGGAACUGUUCCUUCAACUGCUGGAUGGUCAGCUUCCCCUCAACAUGGAUUUCCUCAAAUGGCACAGCCAACCACAGCUACUGGUCAAUGGGGUGGUGUUAUUGGUGGUUCUUAUCCUCAGCAACCUGCAGCAGCUGCAGGUGUCUUCCAGCAACAACAAUUUAUGACUGGAGGAGUGAGACCUCCAAUGGGUGCACCUGUAAUGGGAGGAAUGCCACCAAUGGCUGGCAUGCCACCUGCUGCUCCAAUGCAGCAGCCUGCAUAUGGAGGUUUUGUUCCUCAGGUGCCUCUUAUGCCUGCUGCAGGUCCUGGAAUACCAACUCAAGCGACGUCUGUCAACGAUCCCUUUGGUGCCCUGUGAAAGAAAGGAAUUUUCCAAUGACGAUCUCUGGACUGGCUAAAGAGCUUCGGCUAAUAAUGAAUCAUUGCCUUUAUUUCUUUAGCGUUUACCAGUUAAUGAAAUGUGAUGAAUAAUCUUGUAAAAUAUGAUUUGUUGCAUUGUAUUGUAGUUAUUAUAAAUGUCCCUGUUAUUAAUGUUAGAUAUUUCCCAUAUAAUAUAAAUAUACCUGUGAAUAUACACUAUUUUGUUCCUACUGUAUAGCUGCUGGCAGUGUUGUAUUUUUCUGACUGACUCUGCUGUCAUACAAUCUGUUUGUGAGUGUUUAAUGUUAUGAACUAUUAAUUUUCACAAUGUUACAUUUAGUUUUUAAAUCCUUAUUUUCUAUUGGAAUUAUUUUCAUACAUUUUAGCAAAGUAUUUGAGUAAGAAGGCAUUUCUCUGGUUAAAUGCUAGUUGCAGUAACUUUUCCAUUGUUAAUUUAAUUUUUUUUUUUUUUUUUUGUUGCAAAAAGAAUACAACUAUUUUGACAACAUUUAAUUCAAUCCAGAUUUCUUGAUGUCACAUUGGAUUUAAUCUUCAAUGUAUUAGUAACUUUCUAGGUAAUGUUAUAUGUAUAAUAAAUAAAUCAAACAUUUCUUCAUCGUGGAUCACGAAGCAACUUGCAUUUAGUCUGAGUUUUCUUCAUAUUCAUAUGUUUUUGUCCCUUAAGGAGACAUUCGAAUGAGAUGUAGUUUAUGUUAAUGGAUUAGAUUGUAACUAUGAUGUACUAUAUAAUCACAGUAUCCAAACAUCUAUAAGAAAUUAAUCUGCAGAAGAUUCUAUGUGCUUUAAGCUUUCGUGCAAGAAAUAUGAACUGUUGCCAUCAAUGAAAAAAAGUUAUGGAUAUUUUAUUGUUGAAUUCUUUUUUAAAUUUAUUAACAAAUUUGAUUUUUUAAAAUUAUAACAAUAUUUAUUAUCUUUGUGUACAGAUUAACCUCUUUGUUAUUUUUAAUGUGAAAUGUUUUAAAAGAAUAUUCUAUUCCAUGUUUCAUGUUUUCACUGUUUGUUUUUCUCAUGCAUUCCAAAUCUUGAUUUGCCAAAUUGUCCAUCAUUGAAGUGUUAUUUAUGCUAUUCGUUUUUUCUAGCAGUUUUAAAUCUCCCAAAGAUUUGUGUCUUACAAAUAUAACUGUCUUCAAUAGUAGUUAAAACUUCAAAAGCACAUAAAUGGUGGGUACAUAAUAAAAAAAAAAUUUCUUUAAAAUACAGAAUCGUUGUGUUGU
Argiope bruennichi is the source of this 4566-nucleotide messenger RNA. Its product is annotated as phosphatidylinositol-binding clathrin assembly protein-like. The coding region runs from base 150 to 3329 and encodes 1059 amino acids. Gene Ontology annotation, cellular component: synaptic vesicle; extrinsic component of presynaptic endocytic zone membrane; clathrin-coated vesicle. The record is from RefSeq and is a predicted model, not a curated record. The transcript is spliced from 22 exons. Lineage: Eukaryota; Metazoa; Arthropoda; Arachnida; Araneae; Araneidae. Gene Ontology annotation, biological process: clathrin coat assembly; clathrin-dependent endocytosis; synaptic vesicle budding from presynaptic endocytic zone membrane. Gene Ontology annotation, molecular function: phosphatidylinositol-4,5-bisphosphate binding; 1-phosphatidylinositol binding; clathrin heavy chain binding.